Messenger RNA from Acanthaster planci (crown-of-thorns starfish), 3199 nucleotides. RefSeq names its product serine racemase-like. Gene Ontology annotation, molecular function: pyridoxal phosphate binding; L-serine ammonia-lyase activity; serine racemase activity. Gene Ontology annotation, biological process: D-serine biosynthetic process. Lineage: Eukaryota; Metazoa; Echinodermata; Asteroidea; Valvatida; Acanthasteridae. The record is from RefSeq and is a predicted model, not a curated record.
CAGAGUCUGUGGACAGAUAGUUACUGUAGUAAGACUAACGUUAGUAAGAGAUUACUAGAAAUUUCGCCAUUUUUUUCCACUUUUAGGUUCGGGACCACGUUUGAGAACAAUCUGGAGACGAAACAUCGUGACAACAGGUAUAUCCUGAACUGAAGAGGUCAAUCUGCACCAUCAUGGGUCUGACAGACCACGAAUUGACCAUUGAUGACGUUCGGCGAGCCGAGCAGCGCAUCAAGAGCUAUAUCUCUAGGACCCCAGUGAUGACGUCGCGUCGCAUGGAUGCUAAGGCCGGUUGCAAGCUGUUCUUCAAGUGUGAGCUGUUUCAGCGAACCGGAUCGUUUAAAUUCCGCGGAGCGUUGAACUUCUUAUCAAAACUCGCUGAGAAGUCAAAGGACGGGUCCCUUCCCUGCGUCACUACCCACAGCAGUGGCAACUUUGCCCAGGCAUUGGCUCUUGCUUCAAGUCUGCUGAAUUUCAAGGCCUACGUGGUCAUGCCUAGCAUUGCCCCACUGUGUAAACAGGAUGCCGUGAAAGAGUACGGAGCAGAACUUAUACUGUGUACACCGACUGAACAGGGUCGUAUAGCAGCCAAAGAUGAGGUUGUCAAGUCGACAGGGGCUAUAUACGCACCUUCCUCACAACACCAUGACAUCAUGGCAGGGCAAGGAACCAUGUUCUUGGAGAUGUUUGAACAAGUUGAUAAGAAGCUGGAUGCGGUGAUUGUUCCAGUAGCAGGAGGAGGAAUGAUUUCAGGGAUUCUCAUAGCAGCGAAGACAUUGCAGCCGGAGAUCAAAGUGAUCGCAGCUGAGCCGGAGUUGGCAGAUGACCUUUACCAGUCCAUGAAGGCCAAGAGACACAUCCGACUUGAUCACUAUCCAGACACGAUCGCUGACGGCUUGAGAGUUUCGGUGGGCGAUGUAGCCUGGCCAAUCGUGCGAGACCUGGUUGAUGACGUCAUCACUGUGACGGAGGAUGAAAUUAAGGAAAGUACUAAGCUGGUGUGGCAGUGUAUGAAGCUGUGUAUUGAGCCCUCAGCGGGGGUGGGCGUGGCUGCCGUGAUGUCAGACAAAUUCAAAGCCGCGUUCCCAGACAUUAAGAAUGUGGGGAUCAUCUUGUGUGGAGGUAACAUCGACCUAGACUCCAUGAAAAGUUGGCUGUAGAGGCAAAUAUUGAUUCUUGAUCAAAGCUUACGGCUCCUGAGGUGAAUGUUUUGGUUGCUGACGACUGAUGACUUUAUCAUUUAUUCAAACCGACACGUUACAAACAAUAUGUACAUGCUACAUCAGAUGUGUAUUGAGUGUUAAGGUUUGAAUACCUGGAUGGUGCCUACAACUUGAGGGUAGGACAACUGUUAAUGUUAUCUAAUUGGCUGCACUAGAUUAGUCUUCAUGAAUUUGCAUAAAUUGAAGUCCGGUUAAUGAUUGGACAUUAAAUACUCUUACUUUCACACCCAUUUGAUAGAAUUUUAUUUGCACUCUGUCUUAAGCAACUCAGUAAUCUCUCCUGCAUUAUACAGGACUAGCUCAGAAGUUCUUGCUGCAGUUCCACAAGAAUAUUUUUAUCCUUUAUCAUAUUGCAUAAAUUUCCUAAGAACCCAAAGAAGAAUCUUUCACAAAAAUCUUUGUUUAAUUUAAAAUAUUUUAUCAUGCAAUGUUUGUAGUCUGUGGGCUGAUUAACUCAUACUGAAUUUUUAAUUUGGUCCAAUUUUGGCAAAAAUUUGAAGGAAAUUUGUUUAUCAGGAAAACUACCUAUUUUAGAUAUCUAUGCAGUAUAGUAUAAGAUUAUUUUUAUAGUUAAAACCGAAAGAUUUUAGUUGUGGCUACAGUAUGUCUUCUCACCAUUUAGAGAGAUGUACACUUGUAGGCCAUUUUUACAGGGGAUACGUAGAGAUGCUGUGGGUUUGUAUGCAUUCAAAUGAAAACUUAUAGCCUGCAUUUAAUAUUCAUCAAGUGAGCGGGGUUGAGUGCACCACACAACUUAAGCAGGUAAACAGGAGCGAUCACGCUUUGCCAUGUACAUGUACUGUUACUGCACAGAACAGCAGCAGAUGUUUUGCAUCCAAAUUAGUUUUAGAGCAAACUCCCAGGAGAGUGUUUGGUGCUAUGUUCAGUGGCAAGGCGCUACCAUCAACAUAUACUGCAGCUGUUAAAAUCCAUACAGUGUCCCAGCAGCAGAUGUAUUGCAUCUAGAUUAUUUUUAGAGAAAACUCCCAGGAGAGUGUUUGGUGCUAUGUUCAGUGGCAAGGCGCUACCAUCAACAUAUACUGCAGCUGUUAAAAUCCAUACAGUGUCCAAGCAGCAGAUGGAUUGCAUCUAGAUUAUUUUUAGAGAAAACUCCCAGGAGAGUGUUUGGUGCUAUGUUCAGUUGCAAGGCUCUACAAUCAACAUAUACUGCAGCUGUUAAAACGCAUACAGUGUCCUUUACUCCUUGCCGAUGGUACUCGCUCGUCAGCUAUGCUUACGUAUUUAUUUUACAUAAGUGAUUGUGUCAACGAAUCACAUUCUUGAAAAGGUACUUAAUUGACCAAUUGUUAAAAAACAGAACUCACAAAGGAAGGACAGCGGAGACAAAGGUUAACUUAAUCAAAAUUAAACUGAUCUUUCGAAAAACCAACAAAAGUAUUCUAUUUACAAAGGACAAAUUAUACAAUCAUAAAUGCAUGGAAUAAUAAAAGGGAUACCGGUGUCUAACUGAAAUGUGUGGAGGGGCGUCGCGUUGCGAUGGGAGCCUGGUACAGUCACCGUGGUCGGUAUUGGGUCCCAAGCGGGAAAUGGUGGUCAUCCAGGCUGACCGUCAUGGUCUUGAUGGACGGUGAUGAGCGGCUGGUCUCUGUCUUGAGCGGGCUUCACAGGAAUGAAAGCCGGAGCUCAGGCUUGAAGCGACUUGAUCUUAGCUUGUCUUGACCGUAUCACGGCCCCUUGGGCGUGGGCCAUGCGAGCCGCUGACGAUCGGUAGAAAGCUGGAGAGCGGCAGCAGAUGAUACGCCCCUCGUGGAAAGUAAAGCUCCGCUGCGACGUCGACACACCCAGGUUUAUAAGAGAACGUGUCACAAUGCUAAAGCAAUAGGAAUGUUAUGCACGCAAGGACUGGAAAAUAUGCCAUUCAUCUAUGGCGGAUGUAACACUAAUUCGAAUUACUAAUAUUGAAUUUAAUAGAAGAAAAGUCAAAUGUGUCAAAAAUAAAUUCUUGUGUAUAAUAA